Molecule: messenger RNA, 1312 nt
Organism: Aquila chrysaetos chrysaetos
Lineage: Eukaryota; Metazoa; Chordata; Aves; Accipitriformes; Accipitridae
Gene: GTSF1
Product: gametocyte specific factor 1
Exons: 8
Coding region: 239-724 (161 amino acids)
Source: RefSeq, a predicted model, not a curated record
CAAAGCCAGGGAAGAUGGCGCCCGACAGAGACCCAGGCCGCGGCGUUGCCCCGGCAACCGCUCCACGGCGGGAGGGGGGGGGCCUGGCGCGGGAAGGGGGCGGUUGCUAGGAAACAGCCGCGCAGGCGCAAAGGCGCCGAGCGGCACGCGGCCACAGCUACCGGAGGAGUAGCGGUCGCCUCGGUCACGGUCCCGGCCAUCUCCGCAGGCCCAGUGCUCUGCGGAGUCCUUCUCCGCCAUGGAGCUGGAGGAUGACUUCGAUGUUUUGGAUCCAGAGAGAUUAAUACAAUGUCCAUAUAAUAAACAUCAUCGAAUCAGAGCCUGUCGGUUUCCCUAUCACCUUGUAAAGUGUAGGAAGAGCUACCCUGAAGUUGCAAAGGAAUUGGCUACAUGCCCCUUCAAUGCUCGCCAUCUAGUUCCUCAAGCUGACCUCAGCGAUCACAUAAUGAAGUGCAAUGACAAAGGGUUCAUUGAGCAAGAUAUAGUGAAUCAGUCCUCUGGCUUCCAGAGGGAGCAGAUGAAUGCUGUGAGCACGUGGCAGGCACCUCCAUGUGAUGAAGACUGGGAAACAGAGUCAUUGGAGCAGUCAGAUUCCCCUUUUGUUUGGGGCAUGACCAACUCUGGCAUAAACAGUUCCAGUACCACCUUUGAACAAAAGAAUUGCUUGCCUUCAAGAGUACGUGCCCCUGAGUCCUUGCCAUACGCCUUAUCAUGGAAAGACUAAAGCAUCCUGAUCACACCUUUGCAGCUUUAAGCCUUAAACCUUUGUCACAUGGGUGCGUGGUGCUUCAAGUCAUACAACAAUGGGGAAUCCUCUGUGAAUUCCUUACAAUACGCAUAAUACCAAACAGGUGAAGUUUAAAGAGUACACUUAAAUACUUGUCUAGUUUCCAUUAGGGUUUUGUAGUUUUCUAACACUUAAAACAUGUUUGAGAGCUCUAAUGUAACUGUUCUUUGUUGGAGGGGUGGGGAGGGAGGAGCCAGGAAUGGUUUAAAUCACUAAAAAUACACUUGGGACUGUAUAAAUGUGUGGAUCCAGCAGUAUAUUGUUAAAAAUGGAUGCAAUGUACAAAAUGUCAUCUAAAUAUGCAAACACAAAGCAUUAAGAAACCAGACAUAGUAUUUGUCUAGAAAGAAAUUAAUGCCUUUUACAUUUUGAAAAGAAUGUUCCUCAAAAUACUGUAUUUUCACCAUCUGUAUUACUACCCAUGUAAAAUAAUACGUUGACUAGAAUGUGCAAAAUUAGGAUUGUUUUAAAGUUCAGUUCUGUCAAGGUUCUUGUUGGCAAUUUAGAAUAAAAAGGUUAUGAAUA